AUGCGCCUCUUGUUUGCUCUCCACACCUUAGUAGCCGCCUUUUUCACCCAACUUAGGCGCUGCUACAGCGGCGUUAACAACCCCCCUCACCCCUGCAUAACUAACUUCACGCUGUCAAAACUGAGCAACAGUUACCACGUAAAGAAUGACAUAAUCAAUUAUGGCAGAUUUAAAUAUGUGUACAGUAUUAAGAAUCACCCCAUUCACCAUGUAACGACGAGGAUCCUUGAUCACCUCAAAAGGGAGUCUUCCUUCUGGGUCGUUUAUAACAAGUGUCCCCUGUACCAAACGAAUUCAUGCUUUAAUGAUAUUUUGAUUAAGGACACGAAUGAUACCACGUCUGCGAGGAAUAACUUUUACUUUUCGGACUCGCUUUUGUACCUCCCCCAGGCGACGUCUCUCUUUCCCCAUGUCUGUCACUUGCUAAGGGGGGAACAAAAGGGGAGGCACAUUCCACAUUGUGGGGUGGGGCAUACGACCGAGUGUUCCAACCCCCAAUGGGGGGGGACACCAAAUGGGGCCAUUCGAAAAACUGCAGAGGGGAGCGAACAGACGGUAGAGAGACUCGAACGAACUGCAGAUAGACGCGAACAGACUGCAGAGGGGGAACAAACUGCAGAGGGAAAGUCCCACAGCGGGACACCACACCUAGACAGAGGCACAGACAACUUCCUCAUCAUCUCAAACAUUUUCAGAAAAGACAACAUCGACAAAUUGCACUUUACAUUUUUUAACCAAAUGGACAUAUAUAUAAAAAUAAAAAACGAACUGGUAGGGAAAAAGAAACAGCUCAUGUACUUUCUCUGUUCAUUGCUGGACUCAAUCUUUGCCAACACACACAAAUGGAGAAUAAAGAAAGACUCCUUUGAUUUUACCAACCAUUCGUUGCAAGCAGAAGUUUAUUACAAGAACAAAUGGGUUGAAAUUUUGGGUUGUGGAAUCUUAAAGAAGAAAAUCCUCUUUCGAAAAUGGAAGCAGUAUGAUAUGGGUGAUUACUUAGCCAUAGGGUUAGGUUUAGAUAGAAUCGCCAUGAUAAAGUGGGAGGUCAAGAGAAUACGGGACCUAUAUUUGUACAUUACGAACACAGGAGGGAAUACUUUAUUGACAAAAAAAACGGAGACGGAGAUGAGGCGGACAAAAGGCACGGCUGGAAAUAUGAUUAGACAUGGUGACAUUCCAGGGGGUGACACAAAUGGAGAUGCAUCGAUUCAGACGAAUAGACCAGCUGUUAGGGAAGCAGAACACAUCGGUGAAGAAAACAUCGGUGAAGAGAACAUCGGUGAAGAGAACAUCGGUGAAGAGAACAUCGGUGAUGAAAACAUCGGUGAUGAAAACAUCUUAGUAGAUUCCCCCAAGCUGGAGGGAACCCAUUUGAGGAACGCAUUACUGCAUCUAUUGUCGAGGAAAAGGGAUCCAAAUCGACCAAAGAGCGACUCAUUUCUGUAUUUUUUAAAUUUAUAUAAUGUACGGCACGAGGAAAGAGAUGUGUCCUUUUAUGUCAACUCGGAGUGGGACACGGAUCUCUUCACAAAAAAGGUUCUUCAUUUUGCAUCCCUUCUGGGAGGUAGUGGUCUGCUCAGGCGGGUUCUACUUCUCGAUGUCUUCAUCCAUGAGGGCUCCGGCAGGACCAGUUACACGUACAAGUUUCUCUACGCCGCGCCGGCGAGCAUACGGGAGCAGCACACUUUUAGAGGCCUCGUGAAGGAGCUGCACGAGCGGUUGGUGCUCGAGAUCGUUCGCACGUACAGCGUGACCAUUCGAUGA
This is a messenger RNA of Plasmodium inui San Antonio 1, 1764 nucleotides long. Its product is annotated as phenylalanyl-tRNA synthetase alpha chain. Lineage: Eukaryota; Apicomplexa; Aconoidasida; Haemosporida; Plasmodiidae. The transcript is spliced from 2 exons. The record is from RefSeq and is a predicted model, not a curated record. Gene Ontology annotation, molecular function: tRNA binding; ATP binding; aminoacyl-tRNA ligase activity. Bases 1 to 1764 code for a protein of 587 amino acids. Gene Ontology annotation, biological process: tRNA aminoacylation.